Molecule: messenger RNA, 1917 nt
Organism: Cordyceps militaris CM01
Lineage: Eukaryota; Fungi; Ascomycota; Sordariomycetes; Hypocreales; Cordycipitaceae
Product: threonine synthase
Exons: 4
Coding region: 1-1917 (638 amino acids)
Biological process (GO): L-threonine biosynthetic process
Molecular function (GO): pyridoxal phosphate binding; threonine synthase activity
Source: RefSeq, a predicted model, not a curated record
AUGUGGAGGAAUCGCCAGCGUGGGUAUCUGGCUGGACGGGCGACUCUGGCGCAGGCCGACGGUCGGAAGACCAUGACUCUGCCCCGCCAGCUUGUGGCUGCCCCUCCAAGAAGUGGCAUGUGUUGUCGGUCAAUGACGGGUGAAAUGGGCAUGUCGAAUGAAGAAUUCCCCCAUGUUGGUCAAUCGAGGCAAUCAUCUGUUAUGCUCGACUUGAAACUGGCCAAAGUUCUGUCAAAAUCUACCAAAAUCACACCAAUGGCGACCAAUGGAAAAUCUGCGGCUGCCGAGGCCCAACCCGAGGCCACCACUGGCAACCCUUCACAUCGCUACCUGAGCACCCGUGGCGAGGACUCUGGGUUUACGUUUGAGCAGGCCGUCCUCAAGGGCCUCGCCUCCGACGGCGGGCUCUUCAUCCCUGAGGCCAUUCCCGCCGCUGCCGGCUGGCAGGCCUGGAAGGACCUGUCUUUUGCCGACCUGGCCUACGAGGUGCUCUCGCUGUAUAUUUCCCCCGACGAGAUCCCGCCCGCCGACCUACGCGACAUUGUUCGCCGCAGCUACGCGACGUUUCGCCACGCCGACACGACGCCGCUCGUCCACCUCGAGGGCAGCCACUACCUGCUCGAGCUCUUCCACGGCCCGACGUUUGCGUUUAAAGACGUGGCGCUGCAGUUUGUCGGCAACCUGUUUGAGUACUUCCUCGUGCGGAAAAAUGAGGGCAAGACGGGCAAGGACCGCCACCACCUCACUGUCGUCGGUGCCACGAGCGGCGACACGGGCUCCGCUGCCAUUUACGGCCUCCGCGGCAAAAAGGACGUCUCCGUCUUCAUCAUGUUUCCGACUGGCCGCGUCAGUCCCGUCCAGGAGGCGCAGAUGACGACGGUGCUCGACGCCAACGUCCACAAUCUCUCCGUCGGAGGCACAUUUGACGACUGCCAGGACCACCUCAAGGCCCUCUUUGCUGACCCCGACACCAACGCGGCCCUCAACCUCGGCGCCGUCAACUCCAUCAACUGGAGCCGCAUCCUCGCCCAAAUCGUCUACUACUUCCACGCCUACUUCUCCCUCGCCAAACAGUCGCCCGGCUUCACUCUCGGCGACAAGGUGCGCUUCGUGGUGCCCACGGGCAACUUUGGCGACAUUCUCGCCGGCUACUUUGCGCAGCGCAUGGGCCUGCCGGUCGACAAGCUCGUCAUUGCCACCAACGAAAACGACAUUCUCGACCGCUUCUGGAAGACGGGCACGUACGAAAAGCACGCGUCGCCAGACGUGGCGUCGGACAAGGACGCAGCGACGGCGCCGGCCGUCGGCGCCGACCCCUCGGGCGUCAAGGAGACGCUCAGCCCCGCCAUGGACAUUCUCGUGUCGAGCAACUUUGAGCGGCUGUUGUGGUUCCUCGCCUACGAGUUCGCCGCGACGGCCGGCAUGGACGACGAGUGGAACAAGCGCCAGGCCGGGCAGGAAGUCGCCGGCUGGCUGCGCAGCCUCAAGGAGGCGGGCUCCUUCGGCCCCGUCUACCAGGACGUGCUCGCUGCCGCCCAGCGCGAUUUUGAGAGCGAGCGCGUCACCGACGCCGAGACGCUCGACACCAUUGCCGCCUUUUACCGCCGCGUUGGCCACGUCCUCGACCCCCACACGGCCGUCGGCGCCGCCGCCACGCAGCGCUCCGUCGCCCGCGCCGUGCCCGCCGGCAUCCCGCACAUUUCCCUCUCCACCGCCCACCCGGCCAAGUUUUCAGGGGCCGUCGAAAAGGCUCUGGCCCGCGAGACCGGGUUCGACUUUGCCGCGCAGGUCCUGCCUGAGGAGUUUGUCGGGUUGGAGACGAGGGAGCGCAGGGUCGCAACAGUGGAGAAUGACUGGCGCAAGGUGCGUGAGCACGUCAAGGCUCAGGUGGAAAAGGAGCUGGCGGAACAGCAGUAG